Molecule: messenger RNA, 3145 nt
Organism: Phyllostomus hastatus (greater spear-nosed bat)
Lineage: Eukaryota; Metazoa; Chordata; Mammalia; Chiroptera; Phyllostomidae
Gene: CTSC
Product: cathepsin C
Exons: 4
Coding region: 386-799 (137 amino acids)
Cellular component (GO): lysosome
Molecular function (GO): cysteine-type endopeptidase activity
Source: RefSeq, a predicted model, not a curated record
AUUUUCUCUCUCUCCCUCAUUCUCUCUCGUUCAUUUUCUUCUCUCUCUCCCUCUCUCCCCCGCGCCCCCCUAAUCCCUCAAGGAGGAAGUCUGGGUCGCGUGCGAACCAACUUUGACUCUUAAAUCCUAUUUUGAGUCGUCCCUUGCCAAUAAACCUUGUCCUUGGUGGCUCUCGGGGCUCAAGGCCCCGGCGAGGGCAGUGCUCGUUGCGAACCUGCAGCCAGGUACCCCAGCGCCCCUCUUCCCUCUCUCAUCACCCCGAGACCCAGACCGAGACCGAGACCCCGCCCCCGCCCAGUGUCGGGUUUCCGGACUUUGGUUAUUUUAAGGCGCGCGGUUUGCCCUCCUGCUUCCGUGCCUUCACCUCGCCUCCAGCCCUGCCAGCAUGGGUCCCUGGCCCCGCUCUCAGCUCGCCGCUGCCCUGCUGCUUCUCUGUGGCAUUGGCACUGCGCACGGCGACACACCUGCCAACUGCACCUACCCUGACCUGCUGGGCACCUGGGUCUUUCAGGUGGGCCGUGGAGGUUCCCAGCGUGAUGUCAACUGCUCGUCGAUGGGACCACCAGAAAAAAAAGUAGUGGUACACCUUAAGAAGUUGGAUACAGCAUAUGAUGACUGGGGCAACUCUGGCCAUUUCACCAUCAUUUACAAUCAAGGCUUUGAGAUUGUGUUGAAUGACUACAAGUGGUUUGCCUUUUUUAAGGAUGUCACUGAUUUUAUCAGUCAGUUGUUCAUGCAGCUGGGAACUGUGGGAAUAUAUGAUUUACCAUAUCAGAGGAACAAACUGGUUAUUAAAUAGAGCAUCUGUUAAGGGGGUCUUUUAAGACCACAGCCCAACACAGGCUUGGGGCUAAGAGGCAGACCAGCAUGCAGCACUGGACCUACCUACCUCUGAUGGCCAGCGGAGGCCUCUAGCAGCUACAGACCCUUCUGGAGUCUUUAUGUGCAUGUAAAAUGCAGAGGAGUCCUGGUGACCUACCUCCACGGCAGCUGCCCUCCCCAACAUUUCCAUGGAAAGCAGCCACCGCCACUUUGGAAUGUGAACAGCCAGCGACUACGCAGGAGAAAGACAAAAAUAAUCUGGAAGUCUUAGGUGGCUUUGCCAUUCAGCCUCUGAGUAAAAGGAACAAUAUGCACCAUUUUUUUUCUCUUUUGAAUAUUCUUUUAUUGAUAUGAUUUAUCAGAACAAGCUAGGAUUAGUAAUUUGUAUUUCAUUUUGCUCACAGUGAUCUUUUUGAAUGCCUUUUCUUUCUCUAAUUACCUGAGGAACCCCACCAUCUAUCCUAAGGAGAAGAUAAGGCUUCAGGAUAUCAUGAGAUGCUCAGAUACGUUAUUGGUGGGGAGAUUGUCCUGUGGAAGAGGCUUUCUCAAAUAAAGCAGACUGCUGAAGGGUAUCUUUUUGUUGAUCAUAGGCCUACAGUACCCCUGGCUAAAAAAAGAUGGUCCAAUGAAUAUAUUUUAUGGGUUUUUUUUGAUUAGGUGCCAUCCUUGUGCUAAGAGUUUGAGGUACUUGACCUUACAAAAACACUGUAAAAUAAAUAUUACUAACUUCAUUUUACAGAUAGGGAUAAUUCGUUUCAUAUAGUACUUAAGCUCACACAGCUUAAGAGUUAAAUGAUAAAGGCUAGUCUUUCAACCCUAAGCACUUCCUUGGGGCUAAAGAGUGAAAGAAAAGCCAUUUCACAAGUACUUGGAGUCACAUUUGGGUAGAUUUUAUGGUGAGUCCCAGUCUGUAAGCACCAGGAUCUUUAAUGGAAUAGAAUAUGCACUGCAUUGGCUCCUGUUGAGAUUUAGGAAAGAAUCGGCUUGAAGCUUAGGUUUCUUUUCCAAAUGAGCCUACUCACUUUCUUUUCUAAGCCAGGGUUCUGUCAUUCAAGAUAAAAAAUUACCUUCCCCUUCCCUUUGUAGUCCCCCAAAUUGGAGGGAGAGCUUCCUAAUCUUCAAAUUAAAUACAACCUAAGUACCUUUGCCAAGUUCACUUCUCUUAAUACCAUUAUUGUUCACACUGAUUGCUAUCAUCUAGCUCUUUCCUUUUAAACAAUGGACUAGUUUCCACCUCAUUUAUUUAGAACUGAUUAAUAUCAGCCUUGGUAAACCCAAAAUGUGGGGCUACACCUAAUUCAUAUUGUCUGGGAGGACCUCCCUCCUGGAUUCCUGCUUAAAGGGAGCAAUCUUUCAUUAGAGAGCCACUUGCCGUCAUUACAUUAGUUCAGAGCUUUUUAUCCGAUCUGGGAGGUACUAGUCUGUGAUUCUGGGAAGGUUGUAUCUUUUAAAGAUGAAGUAACAGUACAGCCGACUCCUUCAACCUGGAUUCGUCCUACCUGUGGACCUGAUAAUUCUCGUUCACUCAGGGCCUCCAUGCCCCUGCUGUGAAGGCCUCCCCAGCUCUCUCCAUCCCUGGGAGAAACACCCUGGCUUUGGUUCCCAUUGUGCUGUGCACACAGCUCUCUGCUCUAGCAGCACUGACUCUGCUGUGAUGUGGUGAUCUGGUGGCAUGUCCUCAUUUUUUUCCAUAUGGAAAAUCUGUUAAUUUCCCUGUCUAUCUUAAGCACCUAAUGUACGUAGAAAUUUCUAGGUACUUGGAAGGUUAACCGCUUCUCUUUUCAAAGAUUUUCACAAGUAAUACCAGUUUACAAAUAAUUCUAUAGGGUUAUAGAAGCACAAAUCAGGAAUGGUACUAUGUUUAUAUUUUUGGAUUUCUGCUUUCAAAUAUAUGAAGUUAUGUGCCUCCAGAAUCCUGAGAGAAUUCAGUGUUUUCAAACUGAUUUUCAGUAUGUAAAUACUGACAAAGCAACCAAUGUGUGUGUGUGUGUGCGCGAGUGCGUGUGUAUGAAUUUAAAAUCAUGUCUACUAAAGUGAUUCUUUCUCUGAGAGUAACUUUGCAUUUAAAUGUUUGUUUUGAUUAUGAAGAAGAGAAGAUUUGGCAGGUAUGGAACUAUAAAUAUUUCUUAGAAGGCUUCGUGGUAUUAUACUGCUUACCAUUCUCCACUGUAAUUGCCUAUGUGUCUCCUCCUCUGGUCUUUAAACUCUGUGAUUGUGGGGAUCAACUCUGUAUUAGACGAUUUUAUUCCCUAUGUGUAGCACAAAAUGUGAAAAAUAAUGGGGCUUCAAUAAAUAUUUGUAAAAGAAAGGGAAUCAAAUAAUA